Messenger RNA from Ficedula albicollis (Collared flycatcher), 1280 nucleotides. It is a transcript of the gene TK2, whose product is annotated as thymidine kinase 2, mitochondrial. The record is from RefSeq and is a predicted model, not a curated record. Lineage: Eukaryota; Metazoa; Chordata; Aves; Passeriformes; Muscicapidae. The transcript is spliced from 10 exons. Gene Ontology annotation, biological process: nucleobase-containing compound metabolic process. The coding region runs from base 3 to 791 and encodes 262 amino acids. Gene Ontology annotation, molecular function: deoxynucleoside kinase activity; ATP binding. Gene Ontology annotation, cellular component: mitochondrion; cytoplasm.
GGAUGCACUGGAGCGGCUCCGGGGGAGCAGGAGCGGGGACGGACUCGGGAGCGGCUCCGGGGGAGCAGGAGCGGGAUCAGACCCUGGAGCGGGAUCAGACUCUGGAGCUAGAUAAGCAUCUGAUAAAAAAAGAUGCUAGAAAGAGAAUUAUCUGCAUCGAGGGCAACAUUGCCAGUGGAAAAACAACAUGCCUGGAUUAUUUUGCACAAACUACCAGCAUUGAGGUUUUGAAGGAACCCUUGAGCAAGUGGAGGAAUGUUCGAGGUCAUAAUAUCCUGGGCUUAAUGUACCAGGAUGCUUCAAGGUGGGGGAUAACUCUGCAGACCUAUGUCCAGCUGACCAUGCUGGAGCAGCACACCAGGCCCAUGAUUUCCCCCAUAAGGAUGAUGGAGCGAUCCAUUCACAGUGCAAAACACGUUUUUGUGGAAAACCUGUAUCGAAGUGGAAAAAUGCCAGAAGUGGAUUAUGCUGUCCUAAGUGAAUGGUUUGACUGGAUCCAGAACAACACUGAUGUUUCAGUUGAUUUGAUAGUUUAUUUGCAGACAUCUCCUAAAGUUUGUUAUGAGAGGCUAAAGACACGAUGCAGGGAAGAGGAAAAAGUCAUUCCUCUGGAAUAUUUAGAAGCUAUUCACGAGCUCUAUGAAGAGUGGCUCAUUAAACGUGCACUGUUUGAAGUUUCCUGCCCAGUGCUUGUUAUUGGAGCUGACCAUGACAUGCAGAAAAUGAUAGAGAAGUAUGAAGAAAACCGGGACCAAAUACUGAACCCGCCUAACAGGCAACACCAUUUGUAGAAGCCUGUGACUGUUGUAUCAAAAAUCAUCUACUGAAGUCUGAUUGGGUAUUUUUAAUAUUUAAAUAUAAUGGGUAUUGUUUUUGCACUAUGCUUUGUAGAAUGCUGUAUACCAAUCAGGAAGAGAAUAUGAGCCAAUUCCCUUUGUGUUUUUAGGUUUUUCCAUCAGCUUUACUGUGUCAGUUCUGUUCAGCUAAAAUAUGGCUGUUUCCCUCAUUUCCCACUUCACUGCUGCUUCCUAGAAGUAAUUUAAAAUGUCUUUUCUUUUUUCUCCCCCAAAGACAACCCUGUUUUUGUAACUUGAAAUAAACAGUUGAUUACAAUGCCCCUCUGAGGUUUCUCUUAAUAACCUCCUUGGGGUGAAACAACACCAAAUGGCCACCAAAUGGUGUAGGAGGGAGGUUUGAUUAUUACAGAGCUGUCAGCCUGGCCCUGUGCCCAGCACAUCAUCCCGAGUGUGAGCACACAGGAUAACCACGGGAUCAGCCCC